ACUGCCCUGGAGGUUAUUUUGGCUGGCACUGUAAGUUAAAAUGUGAAAACUGUGAAGGGGAAGAAUGCGACCAAGACACAGGCAAAUGCUUAACUGCAUGCAAGAAUGGAUUCUAUGGACAUCAUUGCCUGUUUGUCUGCCCCGCUAACCUGUAUGGUGAUGGCUGUGUGAACCAGUGCCACUGCAAGCAUCCAGGUGAAGUCUGUGAUCAGAAUGGGGUGUGCAAAAGUGGUUGUGCUGAUGGUUGGACAGGGAUCCAGUGUCAAACAC
Molecule: messenger RNA, 270 nt
Organism: Candidula unifasciata
Lineage: Eukaryota; Metazoa; Mollusca; Gastropoda; Stylommatophora; Geomitridae
Source: the annotation of a GenBank genome assembly